CUCUCCCCCUCCUAUAUAUUUCCUCUCCACAGUAUCUUUUCUCCAUUCACUUUCGAGUUCUUCUACUUUCCUACAUUCAACAAAAUCAUUUCUCUUUUUUCCUCUGCAAAAUCAAGAAAACCAACUUUCAUAAAUGGCUUCUUCCACAAGCUUCAAAAUUUUCUUACUUUUAGCUCUUUUCACCACUUCAUGCAUAGCUCAAUCCCCUGUUCCAGCACCUAAAAUCUCGCCCACCGCUUCACCAACUCCGACACCGGCGCCGGCAAUGUCGCCGCCGACUCCAACUCCGACCACCUCACCAACUCCAACCCUAGGACCUUCACCAUCAUCUCUCCCUGUUUCUCCAUCUUCACCAACCCCCGCCCGACCUGGUGCUUCUCCGGCAGGUCAGCCCACCGCCGACGUCCCACCGGCACCUAACUCCGGUAACAGAGCCGUCUUUGGUGGAGCUGCAUUUGCUGGAGCUCUCAUUGUUGUUGCUUUGUUGUAGAGUCACGUGUCUAGCUGGGAAGAGAAUCUGUACUUUUGAUGGCCGGACGAGAUUUGUUUAGUUGUUUGUAGUUUAUUUAGGUUUUUAUUGUGUCUAUUAUUUUGGUAUAUUGGUGAUUUUUCACGUUGGAUUGAUUCAUAUUUGGGUGAUACAUGACUCUUUUGUAUUGACAUGUUUAUUUAUUUUGUAUUGAAUAAUUACUCCAUGUGGAUUGAAAUAUGGAGGCGGA
This is a messenger RNA of Nicotiana attenuata, 719 nucleotides long. RefSeq names its product classical arabinogalactan protein 4-like. The record is from RefSeq and is a predicted model, not a curated record. The transcript has 2 exons. NCBI's taxonomy places the organism in Eukaryota, Viridiplantae, Streptophyta, Magnoliopsida, Solanales, Solanaceae. The coding region runs from base 134 to 490 and encodes 118 amino acids.